Molecule: messenger RNA, 799 nt
Organism: Gloeophyllum trabeum ATCC 11539
Lineage: Eukaryota; Fungi; Basidiomycota; Agaricomycetes; Gloeophyllales; Gloeophyllaceae
Exons: 8
Coding region: 1-699 (232 amino acids)
Molecular function (GO): acyltransferase activity, transferring groups other than amino-acyl groups
Source: RefSeq, a predicted model, not a curated record
AUGACUCCAGACGGUGUCAUCGUACAGCGGAUUGAGAACCCUUCGCCAGCGCAGAUAGAUGCUUCCGUCGAACUGUUCAGUAAUCUGAUGAAAGAUGAUGGGGUAAUGAAGAGCCUUACUGGCGGUGAUAUCACAUUACUCCCGUUGAUGGGUCGUGCCAUGCUCGCAGCAGGAAUAGCGGAGGGGGAAUACUACGCCGCUACAGACGACAACCGUCAAUUGCUCGGAUUCCUGAUGACAAUGCCUCCCGGUCGGGACCUCUUUGACAGCGAAACACAGCGUAACCUUGGCCUUCGCGAAUUUAUGGAGAAACUCUCCGACGCUGGCAAGGAGUACUAUCAAACCACUUACAUGUCCAGAUUUCCCGGAUUUGUGGCACAAUGCAUCGGUCCGAAGGGAAAGACGGAGUCUUUCUGGAUACAUAUGGUGAUGAUUGAUCAUGAGCACCAGAGGAAAGGUAGUAUCGCCAAAGCUCUAAUUGGGUUAGUUCGAGAAAAGGCCAUUCGUAUCGGCGCCCCCGUCGCGUUGAGCACGACUACUCCUACCAAUGCCAUUAUAUACCAGAAAAUCGGUUUCGAGUUGAAGGGACAGAUGAUUAUGCCAUCACCUUGGGAGGAAUGGCCGCUAUACGUUUUCUUCGCACCUCUUCCAUCCUACUCCCGAAAACUGUUUAGACAUGACUACUCGGAUAUCGUUUAAUCGUCUUCACUUAGGCAUCCGAGCCUAGGUGAAGUUCGUCGGUAGUGGUGCAAAUAUGUCUAGGAGGGAGUGGCAUGCUCUUUCUGGUAUGGAACCUGGA